Molecule: messenger RNA, 6116 nt
Organism: Micropterus dolomieu (smallmouth bass)
Lineage: Eukaryota; Metazoa; Chordata; Actinopteri; Centrarchiformes; Centrarchidae
Product: insulin receptor substrate 2-like
Exons: 3
Coding region: 225-3401 (1058 amino acids)
Biological process (GO): insulin receptor signaling pathway
Cellular component (GO): plasma membrane; cytosol
Molecular function (GO): insulin receptor binding; phosphatidylinositol 3-kinase binding
Source: RefSeq, a predicted model, not a curated record
GCAGCAGCAGCGUCACAUGUUGUUUUUCCCCUGGAUCAGAUCAGUCCCCGGUCUGGUCGGCCUGCACUGUUGCUUCUACCGUGGCAGACAGCGGACGCAGCUAUAUCGGUGUCUGCUAUGGACUAAAUAAAAAAAAACAGGUUACCUUUUAAGUUUUUUUGCUGCGAGUUUUACUCAAAUUAAAAAGGACUGCUUAUCUUGAACUUGAAAAAAGAAGAAGAGAAAUGGCAAGUCCUCCGUCGACGGGGGAACACCUGUUAUCAAACGGGACGAACGGAGUGAAGAAGUGCGGAUACCUCAGGAAGCAGAAACACGGACACAGGCGCUUUUUCGUGCUCCGGGAGCCGACCGAGCGCUGCGCCGCCCGGCUGGAGUAUUUUGAGAGCGAGAAGAAAUGGAGAAACAAGUCCGCCGCAAAACGGGUCAUAACUUUGGACUCCUGUCUGUGCGUAAACAAACGGGCCGACGCCAAACACAAGCACCUCAUCGCCCUCUACACCAAGGACGAGUACUUCGCUGUGGCUGCAGACAACGAGCAGGAGCAGGAGAGCUGGUACACGGUUCUGACGGAUCUGAUAGCCGAGGGGAAAGUGUAUGACAGCCCAGCUUCCACCUCCUCUUUAGUGGGCUUUGAGGAGGCCAGCUAUGGACUCAUUACUCCAGCAGCAACUGCGUAUAAGGAGGUAUGGCAGGUCAACUUGAAAUCCAAAGGUUUGGGUCAGAUCAAGAACCUAACCGGAGUGUACAGGCUGUGUUUGUCCAGUCGGACCAUCAGUUUUGUCAAGCUGAACUCCGAAACAGCUGCUGUCAGUUUACAGCUUAUGAACAUUAGGAGAUGCGGCCACUCAGAUAGCUUCUUCUUCAUAGAGGUGGGCCGGUCAGCGGUCACUGGACCUGGCGAGUUCUGGAUGCAGGCGGAGGAUUCUGUGGUGGCGCAGAACAUCCAUGAGACCAUCCUUGAGGCCAUGAAGGCCAUGAAGGAACUGUCUGAGUUUAGGCCGCGGAGCAAAAGCCAGUCCUCCAGCACUAACCCCAUCUCUGUGCCCACACGACGCAACCUCAACAACCUCCCCCCGAGUCAGACGGGCCUGGUGAGGAGAUCCAGAACAGAUAGCAUGGCAGCCACAUCCCCGGGGAGAAAGUUCACAUCCUGUCGGAUAAGAACGGCCAGCGAGGGAGACGGAAGCGUGACCCGGCCUGUGUCCAUGUCCAUAUCUGUGAACGGGAGUCCUACAAGUCCAAACUCUGGAAAUCACCUCAGCAGGUCCUAUACCCUUAGCAGUGGACGCACCUGCAGGAUGCUAGAGUCCUCCUCUAACCUGCAUCACAGCCGGUCCAUGCCCGUGUCCAACUCCCCUCCAGCUGCCUCCAGCCCCAUCAGCAUGUCUCCCAGAGGGGGGGCUAGUAUCUGCACUCCUGACAAAGCUAGACGACCUUUCAGCUGCAGCGCCUCCAUCUCUGGCUCCCUCACCGACAAUGGCUUCAUGCUGUGUGACGAUUACAGCUCCAGCCCGGGUGAACUCAAAUACCUCCCCCUGACCCGCAGCGACACCCCUGACUCUCUGUCCAGCACGCCUCCAUCCCGUGACAUCAGCGACCUCUGCGGCUACAUGAUAAUGGAGGGGGCGAAUGGCAGCAGGUCCGGGCCUGGCAGCGAGGGUCUGGCAUUUGACAAGGCGUACAGGAAGCGGACGCACUCCCUCACCACACCGCGUCAACAGAGGGUGGUGGCGCCGCUGUCCUCGGCCUCCCUGGACGAGUACACACUCAUGAGGAUGGCCCACGGACAGAACUCUCACUCCGCCUCGCCCAAAAUGUGCUACCCUGAGGAUUAUGGAGACAUUGAAAUCGGGUCAUCCAGAAGCUCCAGUAGUAACCUUGGCGAUGACGGCUACAUGCCAAUGACGCCAGGUGUGGCGACCCAGUCUGGCAAGGCAGACAACUAUGUGCCCAUGAGCCCCAUGUGCGUCUCAGCACCCAAGCAGAUUGUGAACCCUAGGGUGCAUCCUCAGGUGGCGUCCAGCGGCGGCUACAAGACAAACUCCCCCUGCAGCAGCUCUCUUGAAGACAGCGGCUACAUGAGGAUGUGGUGUGGCUCCAAAUCCUCCAUGGAGAGCCCAGACAGGAAUGGUGAAUACAUGAACAUGUCACCUGGAAACCCACCUCCACCCCAGACCCCUCCCGACUACUAUUUGGGCGUGCUGGCUGGCGAACCUGCAUCAGUGAGGCCAGCUUACCAGGCCGGCUCCCUCACGCUCCCCGCUAAACUUAAAGCCUCCAAGAAUGACGAAAGCAGCCAGUAUGUGUUGAUGAGCCCCCAGAGUGUGAGGCAGAGAGCGGGGGAGUCGGACUAUUAUUCAGUGAUGCAGCCCACUGCAACUCAGACCUCACCCCAGAGCCCCUCAGUGCCCUCCCCAGUCAGACACGGCCGGGCGGAGAGCCUGCCCUACAGAGGGAGGCUGGGCAGGCCUAACAGGCUAGCCCUGGACACCCUGAGGACCCUGCCCAGCAUGAACGAGCACCCCCUGCCCGGAGAACCCCGGAGCCCUGGGGAGUACAUUAACAUCGACUUCAGCGGCACCAGAUUCUCCCCGCCCUGCGUUGUUGCCACAGAGAGCCAGUCUUCUUUACUGGGUUCCAGCGGCAGGGGCCCGGGGAAAUCCUCUCUAGCAGAAUACAUAAACCUGGAGCUGGGUUCACACUCACCCAAAGAGGCUGACACUCCUGCCGGGCGUUUGGACACACUCCCAGAGUUAUCCAUGUGCCCCUGCUCCGAGGAGGGGGCCAUGUACCCUCUGGAUAGUGAGAAAGGGUCUCAGGGCCUCGGUACUGAGGUGAAAAAUGACUACGCUGAGAUGACAUUUGGCAUGACCAGCUCGCCUCCACAGCUUGUUCCUCAGAACACAGCAAGCAGCCAGAGGAGGCUCUCUCUGGAGGACCAGGGCGUCCCAGAAGGCAUUGGGGUCUUCCUGCUUGGGGCCACCUCUUCCUCCACAGUGGACCCUGACUGCUCUGCCAAGGUGAUCCGGGCCAAUCCGCAGGGACGUCGGCGCCAUAGCUCUGAGACCUUUUCCUCUACUGCCACCGUGACGCCGGUCUUCCCCUCCUUCGCCCGAGGCGACACGGUGAAGAGGCACAGCUCGGUGGAGAACAUCUCGUCCCGGAGCAGUGAGGGCUCCGACGAGGAGUACGGCAGCCCUGUGAACCGGCAGAGCUCGGCCGGCUACCCGAACGGACUCAACUACAUUGCCUUGAACCUCCUGGACAACAGGGUGGAGAAAUGCGAGGACCUGGCGGGCUUCAAACCCACCAGCAGCUGCAAAGGGGGUAUCAAUGGAUUACACAGCACACCAUAUGUCUGUUUGGGAUUCAAGGAGGCUGCAACCACUGCCAAAGACUGAAGGACUCCUACAUCCUCUGACUUGGCAUCUUUACCGACCUGCUGCUCGAAAAAAAACAAACAAAAAAAAUCAACUUUGCCCUUCCACUGAGCUGUGUGGCCCUAAAAGACUGUUUGGACCUUCAGCAACAUUCGCACGCAAACACAUUCACACACACAGGAAACAAGCGGGUCACCAUCGUGAAUUUGCUGACGACAGGUGUGUGUUUGUGUAUGUGUGUGGGUGGAUAUUGGUGCGUCUCAUGUUACCUGCAGAGAACAUUUCUCCUCUGACCCAAAUUUUGGCGCAAGCACAGAAGCAAAGAUAGUCAGACAAUGACAAAACUGUAAUGGUACCCAGAUACUAUUUAUCUACUUGAGGGUAGUUAUAUGACUGCCUGUAUGUGUGCGAGUGUGUGUUUCUAAGACAAAGUAUGACCAACUGGUAUGUCUGUUAACAAUGAAACCUACUAUAGAAAUGGCCCAGGGAGCGAGGAUACUAAGGUACACAGAGUAUCCAGAAUAACUAUAUUUAGAUUAGAUAUUUUAUUUAUUUUUGGAAGAUGAAUGUCUGAUAAGACCCACCCAAUGCCUUAAUGUCUAUAUUGUCCUUAAGUUUUCUAUAAAAUAAGAGAAAUAUUCUAUUACAGUAUGUCUGUUUGGACCUACUACUCUAUAUUGUUAUUCUGUUGUGAAAAGUAAAAAGCCUGGCUUACAAAAUAAAAUAUUAUUUCUGAAAUGUAUAGUACAGUGAGGCUGCUUGAGAUCUGAUUUAUCGUAUUGAUAUUAAAGUAUUUUCUUAAUUACUAAUUUCUUAUUUAUUCUAACCAAGUUUAUUUUCUGUCCAAUCAAAGCGCUGGACUUAAAGAAAUAUAUUUCUAAAUGUCUUUAAGAGUUAUGCAUGUCUUUAUAACUCAGCUCAGAUCCCACAACACCAGGCAUCAGAAUGCACUGUACCUCCCACAGUUCCUCAGUCACUUGAGCCUGAAAACCUCACACACUCCUACCUUCAAACCUACGGCCUGCUGUUAAGCUCCAUGCAGGCCGCCCUGCUGUGAUAUCACUUGAUGGUACAACUGUCUAGUUGAGGUGAUGAUAAACGGGGGAAGCCAGUGAAAAAUGUCAAUGUUGGGGCACAGUCCAGACAGUUUCUGGUCAGGGCUGGAGGGGAGGGGGAAGGGCCACCGGUGUCAACAGUGCUGGGCAGAAAAAUUAGAAGAAGAGAGGCCAACAGCCACAUCUGGCACCAUCAUGGAGGUUCACUAGAGAAGCAGCUGUCUGGAAAAUAUAACCAGUGUUGGGAAGUAGCAUCUAUUGUACAGCAGUAUGGAAACUAAAGGGUGCUCACAUUAGCCACCAUUAGCUACUGUUAGCUCCUGGCUGACAUUAGCUGCCAUUAGCUACUGGUCAUACCAGACCAAGUAAGGUUGCAGCAAAACACCUGAGUGUAAUGAAGAGAACAACAGUGAAGUGAUGAAUGAAUGAAUUAUGAAUUUGCAAAGUGAUUUAACUUUCGCUGAACAGCAGCCACUGUGGCCACAAGUAGCAAUUUCAGGAUGAUAAUAAAAGCUAACAUGUAUGGUAACACUAGUGUGUCAAGUUUGCUUACAUUAGCUACCAUGCCAAGGCUGUAGCAAGGAUUUCAUUGCUAGAGGAAGAAUGUGUUAUUUCUUUAAAACGUUGCGCUGUCUGUUUUAAUCUAAAGAAAUUUAAGAUGAAUAGAGAAAUUUACAUCUCUACAAACAAAUACAAAAAACAAAUUGGAUUCUACUGCUUUCCAAGAGCUUUGAACCUCCAAAAUGGCGGCCAGGUGGAUGUUUAUCUGUAAGCCCUCAAUGGACAUCCUGACUGUGUGGUCCCUCUGCAUUGCCCACUGUGCAAACUCCAACUGGCUCACAACCCCUUAAGUGUACAGUAGAUUGUAAAACUUUUAACCAUGUCUGAAUGUAUCUCUGAGCUGGUGGGAACACCAUAGAAACGUAAUGUGGGAAACUGUUUUGACCGAGAUGAAUAAUAUUGGAGCUGUACCACGCUACGUCGGGGUAUCUAUUUAUCUUCAGAGUCUUGAUUGUGUAUAUUGUGUACAUAGAACGAGUUUAACAGGAAACAAAUCUAUUGAGACAUAUACUUAGAUUCUACCUAUGUUGUAAUGAUAUUCCUGUGUAAAGACUUUGGCUACCAAUUUUUAAAAAGAGAACUGGGUUUUUGCUUUUGGGUUGUACAGUGUAUUGUAUGAAUUUUUUUCCCCUCACAGUCUUUGUGACUAUAUGAAAAAAGACACUGUCUAUUUUAUUAUAGAGAUAUCUUUGCCUUGUCGACACACUUUACCUAAUGGCAUAUGCAAUAGUGACAUGAAAACAAUCUAGUUUACAACCGUGGAACCAAAUGUAACAUUACAUUGAUUAUUCUUUUUGUGAUGAGCAGAAGCUGUUUUGCUCCUUGUACAUUUCUCUUUCUGCCAAGUGUUUUUGUCGCUGGGAACUUUGUUCUUGACAUCUCUCAAAGCGCUUUCCCCAUUUGUCCAUGGACACACUCUUCUUUUACAGAUUGAUCUUGGAUUGAUUCAGUCUGAAUGUGUCAUUGUCUUCCAUUGUACAUAAUUCAAUAUACUGUUCAUUGUGAUGCUCACAAGAGAUGAUUAUAAUGAUUUAUAAAUUCUGGUAGUCAAGUAUUGCUUUUGUCUGUAUUGAUUAUGGAUAGCAACUUACGGAAAUAAAUGAAUCUAUUUAAAGAGGUA